AUAUAUUAAUAUUCCGAGGGUUAGGGUUAGGCCCAUUAAAGAACCAAAAAAAAGCGGCCCGCCUAGCCGAGUGGCCGUGGCGGAACAGGAAAAUAUUGAGACGGUGCAUGAGCCGAAGCCCAUACAAACCGCAGGCCCACUCUGAAUGGACAGGGUCGCCGUGCUAUGGAGUGUUCCCACGGCCCAAAAGCCCAGGUCCGUGAAGGAGCUUAUGCCAUCAAGGUAAGUAUGCUGAACCAGUUGUUGUGCGUUGGAUUUUAUACGAUUCGAAGCGCACGGACCAGAAGUUUUGCACGUGGAUGUCACGUGCCAACAACCUCCGAUGUUCUUGGAUUUUGGACGAGUCUAAUUUGUACUUCCUGGGCUCGGGUGUUCAGGAAUGAAUGAUGUCCUUUCGCAUUGAAGAGUCCAAAAGUGAUCAGUCUUGCGGUCCUUGGUCUUCGAGCGCCUUCGGAAGAUCCUUUGUAGCCGGCUCCGGUAGCACAUAUGAAUCGUGAGUCACUUUUGAGGUUUCUCAUUGGAGAACCUCUUCGGUGACUCAGCUGGGAGAAGCUGGGUUAAUCAGCGUCUCUGUAUGCGCACGCCCGUUGCCGACGAAGAAUCUCUACCUAUCUGUCCUAGAAACCGAUGAUCUGUUGACGCCACUUCCGAGUCGCGCGCUGGGAUGAGAACCAGAUAAGUAUAAAAAGGGUGCGCUCCUCUUCUCCCCUCUUCUAUACUCACAUCUUACGCCAUCCAACGGAAUGUCUUUCUGGGCUCCUCCUCCUCAGCCUCCCACCAAGCUCGGCGUCUACCGCACCCUCUCUGCGAAAGCCGGUGUUCAUGUAUCGCCGCUGCAGCUCGGCGCGAUGAGCAUCGGUGACCAGUGGGAGAAGAUGGGCAUGGGCUCCAUGGACAAGGAAUCCAGUUUCAAGCUUCUUGACGCGUAUUUCGACGCAGGCGGAAAUUUUAUCGACACUGCGAACAACUACCAGGAUGAAACUUCUGAGCAGUUCAUUGGUGAAUGGUCGGAGAAACGCGAUAUCCGAGACCAGCUGGUCAUUGCUACCAAGUUUACGACUGGGUUCAAAGCACGGCAAGACAAGUAUGCCCAAAAGGUCAACUACGUCGGCAACAACAUCAAGUCCAUGAACAUCAGCGUCGAUGCCAGUCUCAAGAAGCUGCGCACGCACUACAUCGACAUCCUGUACCUGCACUGGUGGGAUUGGGACACCAGCGUCGAGGAGGUCAUGGACGGACUGCACAAUCUCGUGGUGCAGGGCAAGGUCCUGUACCUCGGCGUUUCGGACACUCCCGCUUGGAUCGUCGCGCAGGCCAACCAGUACGCUCGCGAUCACGGAAAGUCGCCGUUCGUUAUCUACCAGGGCGCGUGGAACGUGAUGGCCCGCUCGUUUGAACGCGAGAUUAUUCCCAUGGCUCGUGCAUACGGAAUGGCUCUCGCUCCCUGGAACGUGCUGGCUGCGGGCAAGUUGCGCACCGAUGCCGAGGAAGAAGCUCGCCGCACUUCGGGAGAAAAGGGUCGCGUGAUCUUCAGGCCCGAGUGGGAGAGGAACGAAGAUGAGAAAAAGAUGUCUGCUGCUUUGGAGAAGGUGGCUGGUGAAGUCGGGGCCAAGCACAUCACUUCCAUCGCAAUCGCCUACUUGAUGCAAAAAACGCCAUAUGUCUUCCCUAUCAUCGGUGGCCGUAAAGUCGAGCACCUCAUAGCUAAUAUCGAGGCUCUCGACGUGGUCUUAUCCCCAGAGCAGGUCAGCUAUCUCGAAGGCAUCCUUCCAUUCGACCCUGGCUUCCCCAGCAUCAUGAUUGUACAUUCCUCCGCGGUUCUGCGCACGCAUCCUGAUUCCUCCCCAAGUAACAUCGUUCAACGCUUCCUUCAGCGCCGAGCACUCUCAGGCCUUCGACUACUCACAAAAGUGCGCAACAUGAGCAUGUCUUUCCACAACGCUAUCGCCGGUCCCAGCUCACGCACACCGAACGCCCAGGGAGACGACGUCAAAAAAGACUCCAAGAAGCGCAAAGAGUCGUCUGGGAAACUGGGGAAGGACAUACACGAGCGCAGGGACGAGUACGUUUCGGUCCUUGGCCAUCUCACCCUCGUCCUGAUUCCGCGGAAAUCACUCACCCUCCCACACAGCGGACGGACGCACCACGAAAACAUCGCGCAACUGCAACGUAUGUCGGCUCUGCUCGCGACGCGCCCGGACGCCGUGCCCAUGUACGACGUGCGGCUGUUCCCGUUGUCGCUCGAGCGGUCGUCGCUGCUGGUGCAGCUCGAGCUUGAGGAAAAGAACGCGAUGGAGAAUGCGCACCGCGCGUACGACGAGGAGCGGCAGCGCGUGGAAGAGGAGUGGCAGCGCGGGCACGAUAAGGUGCGCCAGCGCCUGCUGGACGGGAUCGAGGAGCGCCGCCGGCGCGCGCGGGACGAGAAGGAGGGGGAGGGCACUGCCGGAGAUGCGUCUAUGGAGCAAACGCGUCCGCACAUCACCCGCAAGCUGCGCAACAAGAUAGGCACGUCCCCACCCCCCACCCCGCUCGGCGCCGCCCCCGGCUCGGCCUUGGCCAACAGCGCCGGCGUCCCCGCGGAGCCGCUCGUCAACGCGUCGGGCAUCAGCGCUCUCCCCAUCACAUCCGGGCCAUUCCUGAACCCCCAUUCACUCUCGGUCGACGAGAUCCCGUCGCCGUUCCCCCUUCCCCUGACGUCCACGUCAGCACCCGCUUCUGCAGCGGUACCGACUACUGGCCCGAAUGGCCGGAAGAAGCCGAAGGGCGGAGGAAACCACGCCAAUGCUUCUGUCGGGGGCCUGGGGAAGAGCCUCCUCGCGCUGACGGGGAGCAAGGAUGCCGAAGUGGAGGCUGAUCUGAUGGAGAUUCGUCGGGCAAACAAGCGUCGUCGGGCCUUAUUGGGAAAAUAUUUCUUCCGCUCCGCUUCCCAUUUCUGGAUCCAUCGAGACAUCUUCCCCCGCGACGACUCGCUGCCAACAUUGACUGUGGCGAUCAUCCGGCUCCAAGAGACGGAGAGGGCGAAGCAGGUGAGCUCGAAGAAGGACGAAUGUUCCGAAUAGGGAACGGGAAACAGUUGUAGAGCAUCGCCACCCGGUGUUCGAGCACUGCGAGCCGGCCGCAGAUUCUCGUGUGAAAACGAUUUUGC
Mycena citricolor is the source of this 3145-nucleotide messenger RNA. The record is from the annotation of a GenBank genome assembly. Lineage: Eukaryota; Fungi; Basidiomycota; Agaricomycetes; Agaricales; Mycenaceae.